AUGGACCUCGAUGAAAUUAGAUAUUUACGGAGAGAAACAAUUAGCCAUAAUGAACACAAAAGAAUUGAGAAUGAUACUCUUAUUGCUGAAGAAUAUGUUGUUGAGAUUAAUUCUUUAGCCGACAAACUUGCUGUUGUUCAUCAUCCAAUCCUUAAGUCCGAGCUAAUUACAUGCACUCUAAAUAGAUUACAAGAUCUACAUAAAUAUCAAGCUUUUGUCCAUACAAUUGAGAAUAGGGAACGACCUGCUUUUUAUGAUGAACAUCGAGCACGAUUACUUGUUCAUGAGCAAAGAUUACAACAUAUAAAAUCCACUUGGUUUUUGAGUACAACACCAGCAGGUUCCCAACUUCAGGAGAUUGCCGUUGUUAAUCGAACUUGA
Molecule: messenger RNA, 381 nt
Organism: Dovyalis caffra
Lineage: Eukaryota; Viridiplantae; Streptophyta; Magnoliopsida; Malpighiales; Salicaceae
Source: the annotation of a GenBank genome assembly